Molecule: messenger RNA, 4272 nt
Organism: Pangasianodon hypophthalmus (striped catfish)
Lineage: Eukaryota; Metazoa; Chordata; Actinopteri; Siluriformes; Pangasiidae
Gene: slc1a2a
Product: solute carrier family 1 member 2a
Exons: 10
Coding region: 564-2216 (550 amino acids)
Biological process (GO): L-glutamate transmembrane transport
Cellular component (GO): plasma membrane
Molecular function (GO): glutamate:sodium symporter activity; L-glutamate transmembrane transporter activity; neutral L-amino acid transmembrane transporter activity
Source: RefSeq, a predicted model, not a curated record
UCUAAGUGCAUAAAAUCUAUAAAUCUAGUAGAUAGUAACAAGGCUGUAGGACUGGUGCAACAUGCCAGGACUGGUGGAAGAUAACAAUUAACAGUAACAUGGUUUUUACCUUGCAGUGUCUUGUGUGUUCUCGAGUUCCUUGCUGUAUCCAUUUACUGUAUAAGGUUAGGUUAGGUGAGACACAAGCUGUGCUUUUUUAAAAGUAUAAAGUCCCACAAACAUAAAUAAGCACAGAGUUAAAAUGCCAGAAACAUCUAUUGUAGAAAUUCAAAGGGCAGCAAUAAAUAGGAAACAGUUCAGCAAUCAAUAAGAAGAAACUAUACAGGGGUUGAAAAUUAGGAAGAAAAACAACAACAUAAAUUGUAUUAGUAAAUUGUUGAGCUACUAUGAGCUAUCAGAACAUUUUCAAUGCCCCUUGAUAUAGACCUGGGACCCUGAAAUCUAUGAUAUAGAGUCUAAAAUCAUAGCCUAUAACUAAAUGCAUAUGAAGUCAGUAAAAAAACCUUUCAAAGAUUUUUAUAAGAUUCAUCUGUACUUCCAUCUCUUCUGUCAGUCCCAACAGCAUGGAGAAGCAAGUUGAGAUUCGAAUGCAUGAGUGUCACUUUGAAGCUCCAGCUCCUCCUCCAGGGCCAGCAUGUGGAGGUCUCUGUAACAAAUUCACAAAGAACUUGCUUCUAGCACUCACAGUUCUUGGUGUGAUUGUAGGCUCACUGGCUGGUGUCCUUCUGCGUUACGCGUCUCCACUUCACCCAGAUGUUAUCAUGAUCAUCGCUUUCCCUGGUGAUAUUCUCAUGAGAAUGUUGAAGAUGGUGAUUUUGCCUCUGAUCAUCUCCAGUUUAAUCACGGGUCUGGCGGGUUUAGAUGCCAAAUCUAGCAGUCGUCUCGGCACCAGAGCCAUGGUGUAUUACAUGUCCACAACCAUCAUUGCUGCAGUGCUGGGGGUGCUUCUGGUGCUGGUUAUCCACCCGGGCCACCCCAAACUAAGAUCCAACUUGGGAGAGGGCAAGAAGAACGAUGAUGUGUCCACUUUAGAUGCCUUUUUUGACCUCAUCAGAAAUCUCUUUCCAGAGAAUCUGGUACAGGCUUGCUUUCAGCAGAUCCAGACUGUUACAAAUAAGGUAGAGGUAGCAACACCUCAUCAUCCCCAUCGGUUUGGACGAAAUACCACCAAGUGGGCAGCAAAAUAUGCUAUGAAGAAAUCUCUUCAAUUCAAGACCGGCAUGAAUGUGUUAGGGCUCAUUGGUUUUUUUGUGGCUUUUGGAAUCUGCAUGGGAAAGAUGGGAGAGAAAGCCAAGCUGAUGAUGGACUUCUUCAGCGUUCUCAAUGAAAUUGUCAUGAGACUUGUUGGCAUGAUUAUGUGGUAUUCUCCUGUGGGCAUUGCAUGCCUUAUCUGUGGCAAGAUUAUUUCCAUUAAUGACCUGGAGGUGGUGGCCAAGCAACUGGGGAUGUACAUGCUCACAGUCAUUGUGGGCCUUAUCAUCCAUGGUGGCAUAUUCCUCCCACUGAUAUAUUUUGUCAUUGUUAGAAAAAACCCUUUUACAUUUUUUAUGGGAGUAUUUCAAGCUUGGGUGACUGCAUUAGGAACAGCCUCCAGUGCUGGUACACUGCCUGUUACGUUUCGUUGCCUGGAGCAAAACUUGGGCAUUGAUAAAAGGGUUACUCGAUUUGUGCUUCCUGUUGGUGCGACAAUCAACAUGGACGGGACAGCACUUUACGAGGCAGUGGCAGCCAUUUUCAUUGCACAGAUGAAUGGAAUAAAACUUGGUCCUGGUCAGAUUGUUACAGUCAGCCUGACAGCUACUCUUGCUAGUGUGGGAGCUGCCAGUAUUCCCAGCGCUGGCCUCGUCACCAUGCUGCUCAUCCUCACUGCUGUGGGUCUGCCAACCCAAGACAUCAGCUUACUGGUCGCCGUCGACUGGCUUCUGGAUCGCUUCCGAACAUCGGUCAAUGUUAUUGGAGACUCUUAUGGAGCGGGCAUCGUGUACCACCUCACCAAAGACGAGCUCAACAUGCUUGAUGCCCAGCAGAUGAGAACAGAUGACUUUGAGAUGACCAAACCACAAUCCUUCUAUGAGAAUAACACAAACCAUGGUGUAUAUGCAUCGUAUAACUCCUGUCCACAAGUGCUAAUAGAUGACUGCAAGAUCAACUUGACCCCAAAUGGCUCCCCUGCUGUCUUUUCCGUCAUUGAGGAGGAACCUUGGACACAAGAGUAAAACAGCACAAAGAUCCAGCUUCGCCUUAUCCUGAGUCCUACAUGGUUGCUAUUCUGGGUGAAAACAAUUUAAUGAAUGCAAACAUCAUAUUUAUGGUGACUACCACAAGCAUCAAACAACUAUGUGCAUGUACUAUACUAGCACAGACAAUUGUAUGAUCAGCUCCUCAUGACCUUUGUGACUUAGGUUAAAGUUUAGCUUCCUUUCUAUGGUUAGGGAUCUAUGCUAGUGACCUUAAGGUUGUAAGUUGAAAUCAGUGGUUGACAUAAGUGAGGUACAAGUGCCACUGUCCUGUCCCACCAUGGCUGCACCCUUGAGUGAGACCCUAUAACUGCUCAUUGCUGGGAUCUUGAGUAAGGCCCCAUGACCCCUAAUUGCUGAUGGCUGAACCACUGAGCAAAGUUUAAACCUUUAAAUGACAGUACUUUGAAUUUCAUCAUUUUGUAUAUUUAUGGCGGUGUGUGAAGAGACAGGUCCCGGUCAACUUUAGGGACCAAAUAAAAGUUUUUUUUUUUUUUUGUUUUUUUUUAAAUUCCAUCUAUGGUGUGUCUAACGUAGGGGUUUCCACAUCAUCUGGAGCCCAGAAUUCCCACACCAGACUCUGAAAGAGCAAUCUGUAGACCCCACCAAUUACCCUCCCAAUCCUUUUUUACUUGUUAAUCAGAAAUCAAUAUAAAGCCAGAAAUGCUUGGGCUCACUGCUAGCGGCUAGAUUAUAGAAGUACAACUUGCCCUCGCUGACUUGGCUUAGAUGGAUUAAGCCUUGGUCUCGGCACUCGAGAUCAGCCUCUUACCGUGACAGCUAUCCCAACCCCCCAACCCCUCCCAGCACCCCCACCCCCCUACCAUCACACCAAAGCUUACAACCUCCAACCAGGUGCUGGAUUUUGCCUUCAAGGCUUAUUUUAACCACCAACGCAAGGUCAACACAAAUGCCAUGCAAGUAAUUAAAUAGCUAGAACAGACACAAAGGCUAGUAUCAAACUCUGGCAAGUGGUUAUCUAUAUUACAGCUUAUAUGGCACCACCUUUGACAUUCACAGAUUCAUGAAUUACAGUGUGUAUUUGUGCAUGAUUAUUAGAAAUUCUAAAGUUUAUGGACUAUGCAUACAGGCCAUGUGUGUAUGCACACAUUUAAUUUAAUUUUAUUUGUUUAAUAACCAUGCCUUGAAUACAGCAACUGUAAACUCUAUAGAAUGCAAAGAUAAGUGAUGUCGACUCCAAAACCACUUUCUUUAGUCCCACAGAAAGUAAACUAUGUCUAAAGCCCAAGAAAAGAGUUAAAUUGAAUGGAUUUUGCCGCAUUGCCGCAGUGGUGUUAUAUAAGACUCACAUCACACACACACUGCCAAUGAUGUACUUACAUAGAGGGAGAGAAAAAAAUGUUCAUGGAGGAAAUAGAAUUCACCCUGAUUCACUAUGAAAAUUAUUUAUUUGUACUAUAAUGAUUUAUAAUGACUUUUAACUGUUUGAUCUUUUGCGAAUCUUGCUAUUCAUAUUAAAGUGCCUCUUUGCACUUUGUGUAUUUAUCGUACACUAGCUUUAUUUAGGUUUCCUUUCUAUACUGAAUAUAAUAAUAUAUAGUUUUGAUGUCUAGUAGUCAGUUUUUUGUUCAUGGUUUACUACAACAUAGAUCAAUAACAUUCAAAUCCGAACAGAAAAGAUUUUUUUAGCCGACAGUUUGGAUCAGAUUGUCUGGUGUAGCUAACAUGGCUUUAUCCAGCUACUUCUUUUAUUUCAAAAUGAAUUUUUAUUUAUAAUUUUAGUGACUAUUAAUGCAGAAAACCUGGAGGAUAACAGUAGUAAAGGAUACCUUCACUGUUGAAACUGACUGGUGGAGUACAGACAGAGCUUAAGUUCAGGACGUAAGUAGAACUGUGUAAAUGUGUAUAUUAUUAAGGUGUACAUGCUCAGGCAGGGCCUGACAAAACACCCAGGUUUUAUGUCGGUUGAGAAUUUUAUUCAUAUGUUGUUUGUUCAUAUGUUGAUGUUUUUGGAUUGUUUUGUGCUCUAUGGUAUUCCAGAUUUACUGCAAGAUAAACUUUCAAAACAAGGUUC